Molecule: messenger RNA, 978 nt
Organism: Nanorana parkeri
Lineage: Eukaryota; Metazoa; Chordata; Amphibia; Anura; Dicroglossidae
Product: gastrula zinc finger protein XlCGF17.1-like
Exons: 1
Coding region: 1-978 (325 amino acids)
Biological process (GO): regulation of immune system process; regulation of cytokine production; negative regulation of transcription by RNA polymerase II
Source: RefSeq, a predicted model, not a curated record
AUGGCGACACACGGUAAAGCAGAAGAUGGGGACAUCACUUCAGACUUUUCAGAAGAGACCCCCAUUGGCCCCCAAUCCCAUCCCCCACCUCACUGUGCAGAUCUGUCAUCUGGUUCCUCCACACAUGGGGAGUGUUCUUCUGAUCUCUCCCAUCAAACAGCUCGUAGAGCAGGAAAAACAUUUUCCUGUUCCCCUUCCCCCGGAGAAGUUCCUACCAAACAUCGGAGAUCUCACAGCGGAAUAGAACCAUUUUCAUGUUCCGAACACCAACGAGUGGACACGGGAGAAAAACCGUAUACGUGUUCGGAAUGUGGGAAGAGUUUUUGCCUAAGGCCCUUUCUCGUUAAACAUCAGAGAACGCACUCCAAAGAGAAGCCGUUUUCAUGCCCCGACUGCGGGAAAUGCUUUCGAGAGAAAUGGGUGGCGGUAACGCACCAGAGGACUCACACUGACGUGAAGUUGUUUUCGUGUCCGGAAUGCGGCAAAUGUUUUGCCACGAAGCGGGCCCUGAUCAAACAUCAACCGGUGCACAAGGGGGAAAAGCCGUUUCCAUGCGCCGAGUGCGGAAAAUGCUUUAGAGAGAAAUGGGCGGCGGUAAGGCACCAGAGGACUCACACUGACGUGAAGUCGUUUUCGUGUCCCGAAUGCGGAAAAUGUUUUGCCACGAAGCGGGCCGUGAUCAAACAUCAACCCGUGCACACGGGGGAAAAGCCGUUUUCAUGCCCCGAGUGCGGGAAAAGUUUUCUGCACAAAAUGAGCCUUACUGUUCACCAGAGGUGUCACACGGGGGAAAAGCCAUUCGCCUGCACUGAAUGUGGGAGAUGUUUUUCCACCACUCAAAAUCGCGCCGCACACCAGAGAACUCACACCGGAGUGAAGCCAUAUGCUUGCUCGGAAUGUGGGAGCUCUUUUUCCUGGAAGAGAUCCUUGCUCAGACAUCGAUGUGUACAAGCGGGAGAGAAGCCGUCUUCCUGUUAG